AUGGAAAACGUAGUGUUUACGAUUGUCUUGGGUUCAUUGUUUGUGGUAGCGGCAAUGGGUGAGAAAUGCAUAUGCAACAAUAAAUCAUGUGAUUCUUGUGACUGUACAUAUUAUCCCGAUGGAGGAAUUAUUGCGACUUGUUUACAAAUAGAGGAAUGCGCGAACAUUAUUCAGUCAAACUCGCUUGAGAUUAUCGGUGGAAACUGCCUCAUUGAUUAUAUGACGACAACUUCAGGUGAAAUAAACGUAAAUUACAGCGUUACUACUGAACAAAACCAGGACGCCACGUCUGAUUACACCCUAUAUAGCGUCACGGGCUUCACGGGUGGGGAGGAUGCAACUACGGUGGGUUUUACUUCGUCGGCUCGAGUGACUGCAAACGGUAACUGUUGCACAAACUCCCCAAAUAUGUCAACUGACAAUGCAAACGGAUUAACAUCUACCCGCAUAAAUAUCCUGACUAAUGCUACUAUAAUUGAAGGUUCCAACAGUCCAAUGUAUUUAUCUUCAACCCAGGAAGCGUAUUCCCUCCAUUAUAAUGGGACAAGUGCGAAUGUAAUAACGACCCAAUCGCUUCAACUGCCAAUUGCAAUUGGAAUAUCCGUUGGAAUUGUCGUUGUUGGACUUAUUAUCUUGGCUAUAUCGUGCAUUUUUCACCCAAAAUUACGCAAGCUGUGGAGUCGUAAUUCUAACGUUCUCCAUGUAGGUGAAAAUAAUGAAGUGGGAUUGGGGACCAUGCCAAGCUCUGAUAGGAGUACGCAGCAAGUGGGACUUUAUGUUUAUGAAACGAGUUUUUAAGCUGAAGUUGAUUUGUUUUUUCACCAAACUAUAAAGAAUGCAUUGACGUUUCAGAAAUGUAUCAUAACCAAAGAGCCCUCGAUAUUUGAGAUAUAUUACAUUUUGACUUAAAAUAUAUUAUGACAUACGAUUUCUACUGCAUCUCCAUAUUAUAUUUUCCAGUACACUUCAAUUCAAUUAACACUAUAAUUUACGCGAUGUAAUGUAUAUGAAUCAGAGUCAAUGAAUAAAUUCGUAUAUUUACUGUAUUGAAUUGUUGUAAUUUGAUCGUGUCUUUUAUAAUAAACGUUUUGGUUAAUAAAAAAG
Owenia fusiformis is the source of this 1104-nucleotide messenger RNA. NCBI's taxonomy places the organism in Eukaryota, Metazoa, Annelida, Polychaeta, Sabellida, Oweniidae. The record is from the annotation of a GenBank genome assembly.